GCCGCGCCGGGCGGCUGCGCGUGCGCAGAGCCCUGGUCGCGCUCGCCGCCCGGAGGACUUCCGGCCGCCGAGCUCCGCGCUCCCGGCUCCCGGCUGCCGGCUGAUCCGAGCCCCGACGCGCCGAAGAGUGUCCGCGGCGACUUCCGCCCAGGCCCUACCAUGUCCAGGCCCCGGACCCCCGAGCCAGCCCUGGACAUGCAGGGAGACGCCCCCAGGGCCACGAGGAACGAGGACGAUGCCGACAGGACUCAGCACUCGCAUCGCAUGCUCAACUUCAGCGACGCACUGCUGUCCAUCAUCGCCACCGUGAUGAUCCUGCCGGUGACCCACACGGAGAUCUCCCCGGAGCAGCAAUUUGACAAAAACAUACAGAAACUUCUAGCAACCAGGAUUGCUGUCUACCUGAUGACGUUUCUCAUCGUGACCGUGGCCUGGGCAGCACACACGAGAUUGUUCCAGGUUGUUGGGAAAAUAGAUGACACACUUGCGUUGCUCAACCUGGCCUGCAUGAUGACCAUCACCUUUCUCCCGUUCACGUUUUCCUUAAUGGUGACCUUCCCCGAGGUGCCCCUGGGCAUCCUCUUGUUCUGCCUGUGUGUGAUCACCAUUGGGGCCGUGCAGGCGCUGAUUGUGGUGUACGCGUUCCACUUCCCCCACCUCCUGAACCCCCAGAUCGCGCGCUCCACCCACCGUGCCCUUUGUCGGCGGCACGUCCUGUACAUCGUGCUCCGGGGCCCAGCGCUGUGCUUCGCAGCCGCCGGCUUCUCCCUGUUCUUCUACCCUGCGUCGUACCUGCUGAUGGCAACGGUCAUUUUUCUCCCCUACGUGAACAAGGCCGCCAGCUGGUGCCGACAAAGGCUCGUGGGCCCCCAGGAGCCCCCAGCCCACAGCGUGGAGGUCUUCACUUUCGACCUGCAGGAGCCUCUUAGCAAGGAGCGGGUGGAGGCCUUCAGCGACGGGGUCUAUGCCAUCGUGGCCACACUCCUCAUUUUGGACAUCUGUGAGCACAACGUCCCGGAUUCCAAGGAGGUGAAGGAGCGUUUCCACGGCAGCCUGCUGUUGGCGCUGAGCGAGACCGGGCCGCGCUUCCUGGCGUACUUCGGCUCCUUCGCCACGGUGGGGCUGCUCUGGUUUGCCCACCACUCACUCUUCCUGCACGUGCGCAAGGCCACGCAGUCCAUGGGGCUGCUGAACACACUGUCGCUGGCCUUCGUGGGCGGCCUCCCGCUGGCCUACCAGCAGACCUCGGCCCUCGCCCGGCAGCCCCGCGACGAGCUGGAGAGCGUGCGCAUCAGCUGUGCCAUCAUCUUCUUUGCCAGCGUCUUCCAGCUCGCGAUGUGGACCGCGGCGCUGCUCCACGGCCCCGACACGCUGCAGCCGUCAGCGCGCUUCGGGGGCGAGGAGCACGCCUUCAUGCUGGCCAAGCUCGCUCUGUAUCCCUGCGCCAGCCUGCUGGCCUUCGCCUGCACCUGCUUCCUGAGUCGCUUCAGCGCAGCCAUCUUCCAUCUCACGCAAGUCGCCGUGCCCUUCAUCUUCCUGCUGCUACGCCUGCUGGUGCGCCUGGCCCUGCGUGUGCUGCGGGCACUGCCGGGCCUGGCGAGGCCGGCCCCCUACCCCCAGGAUGCUGCCGAGCGGGCCCCGCUGCUCCCUGCACCCUGCUAGCGCCCCAGCCUGAGUGCAGGAUCACUGGGUGGCCGCCCUUUGGGGAGACUGUUCGCUGCACUUUCACAGACCCACAGGGACUCAGCUUUGUGCCACUGCACGGCCCCUCUCCUGCGCCACACUCGAGCAGUCCAGGGGUUCCAGGGAUUGCUGAGGCCCAGCAGGAGUCCUCAGCCUUGUUCCUGGGAGCCACAACAAGCAGCGCAGCCCCUCCUGGGAGCCAGCCAAGCCCACCUGCCCACCCUCCCCACCCGCACAGCUCCCUGGGGGAUGCUGGGCUGCAAAUCCCCUCCCCCACGUAUUGGCCUUAUGCACAAAGGAGCGAGACAUGGACAGCGACGCCCAGGCUGCAUUUGUUGAAGAUAUAAGUUACGCAGGGUUCAGGAGGUGUGGCUACAGAAGAGGACACUGCAGGCCCACGGCCCCACCUGGGCACAGGACAGCUUCCCCCUAGGCACAGUUUACAGUAAGUCCUGCAGACCCGUCACCAGCAGGGACUGCAAAGCAGAGACUAAUUACAUCAUGGGACAGGCACGAGGAGGCACAUGACCGCCAAAGGCUGUCAGUGCAGUUGUCAGUGUGAUUUUGGCAGAAGCUUGGGGGCACAGCUGGGUGGGCUGCGGCUGAGGGCAAAGGCCGCCAGGGUACCAGGGACCCAGCCCCACCAGACGGCACCAGCAGCAAGGGGACGGAUGGUAGGGUGGGGCCCAGAUUCCCCAGGUACACUGAAUGUUUGCUCAGGGUCCACCUGGGGUCUGAGACAAGGCGUGGGGUGGCCUGCCCAGCAGCCACGUCCCCCAUCACCAGGUGUCCCUGUGGGAAAGCACUGAGACUACGAAGUCCUGUCUGCUGAGUAGGCCUGGGGGCUGCAGUGUCAGUCGUUGGCCUUGGUGAUUAAAGCUCGGUGAUGAAAGCCGG
Messenger RNA from Rhinolophus ferrumequinum (greater horseshoe bat), 2580 nucleotides. RefSeq names its product transmembrane protein 175 (gene TMEM175). NCBI's taxonomy places the organism in Eukaryota, Metazoa, Chordata, Mammalia, Chiroptera, Rhinolophidae. Gene Ontology annotation, molecular function: potassium ion leak channel activity; proton channel activity. The transcript is spliced from 11 exons. The record is from RefSeq and is a predicted model, not a curated record. Bases 160 to 1662 code for a protein of 500 amino acids. Gene Ontology annotation, cellular component: endosome; lysosome.